AUGCCAAAACCCACUGUAAGCGGAGUGUCGCGGGUCGAUCCCCGCGUUGGGCAGGCAUUCUUGAGAUCCACGAUUGAUCUGAGUUUAGGUUUCUUUGUUCACGAGAAGCCUCCAGAAAAUGAAGAAUAUCUACAUCCGAGUUUGGCGUCGACUGUUAUCGAAUCUGCUCCAGCGAUCCCGUCCAUCCACUACAAGCCGUCUGCGGACUGCGACUACACGAUGCUGAUCAGCAAGAUGCGCGGCGAGGGCGAGGGCGCGGGCGCGGGCGCGGCCGACGUGGCGCCGCCCGGGACCUCGCCGCCGCGCGCGCCCGCCCGCCUGCAUCUACCGCGCGCCCCGUCAUGUACCCCGAAGGGGCCCGACACCAACCAUGUGCCUCCAACAAUCCCGCCCGUGCUGUCGUAUCAGCCGCCACCGUACUACCAGUACCCACCGGAUCAGAAGAAGCCAACCACUCAGGAUCCACCCCUGCUCAAGUCAACAGGACUCAGUCUCAUGAAGAACUACAAUACUGACUCAGAUUCUGAUGUAUCCGACUUCGACGACAGCUCCUCAACGGACAGCAAAGACAAACCAACCAUCAUCACACCACCGGAAGACGUACAGAUAGUGAUCGACAAGAUGGCGUCUUAUGUCGCACGUAAUGGCGACGAGUUCGCAGACAUCGUGCGCGCUAAGAACGACCCGCGGUUCACAUUCCUAGAGCCAGAUAACCAGUACCACGCGUACUAUAGGCGGCUGAUGCAGCAGAAGCGAGGGAUCGAUGUCAAUGGGAAGGAUAAGAAGAAGAAGGCUUCUGCGCCCGUGUCAUUCUCCAUAAAGAAGCUAAAGGAACCAGAUCCAAUACUUCCAAAGCCCGCGCUGCCGUACGAGUCAAGCUCGGACGAGGAUUCCGAAAAGCAGGACAAAGACAAACAGACAGACAAACCAGAAGAGGUCAGAGAACCGCCGAAGGUCGCCCCUCAAACAUUCCCUAGCAACGACAUUCCUCCCACAGUCGUAUACAAGAUAGAUGGACAGAUAAACGAAGAACCGCCAGUCAAGGCUGCUGAACCUGUAACGGUAGUGGCCAACCCCACACCACCACCCACCAACACCAUUCUACCUGAAGAGAGUGUUUCCAUACCCAAACAAGAACCAAUAGUCACGGUCCCACCAGAAACCACCCAAAACCAUUGA
Messenger RNA from Trichoplusia ni (cabbage looper), 1179 nucleotides. Its product is annotated as protein suppressor of white apricot-like. Gene Ontology annotation, biological process: mRNA cis splicing, via spliceosome; regulation of alternative mRNA splicing, via spliceosome. NCBI's taxonomy places the organism in Eukaryota, Metazoa, Arthropoda, Insecta, Lepidoptera, Noctuidae. Gene Ontology annotation, cellular component: U2-type prespliceosome; U2 snRNP; catalytic step 2 spliceosome. Gene Ontology annotation, molecular function: RNA binding. The record is from RefSeq and is a predicted model, not a curated record. The transcript is spliced from 6 exons. Bases 1 to 1179 code for a protein of 392 amino acids.